Messenger RNA from Parascedosporium putredinis, 987 nucleotides. The record is from the annotation of a GenBank genome assembly. Lineage: Eukaryota; Fungi; Ascomycota; Sordariomycetes; Microascales; Microascaceae.
AUGGCGAAUUUAGCCCCCGCAGACUCUCCCGAGGAGAGCUUCCACAUCCUCAAGAUCGCGAUACAACCCACGGCGUCCUACAACGUGCCUACCCACCACGAACUCCGCCUCCGCCGCAACCGUCCCGCGAACCCCACCGCCGCCGACGCCCGAUCCCUCUUUCUCAAAACGUACCCGCCGACACCACCGAGGCCCAUCUCCGCGCGCUAUUCGCCUCCUCGUCGGCGCGGGCCGCUUCGAGUCGGCCAGUUUCCCGACGAAGGGGGCCGGACGGCCGCCACCGCCACCUCGACCCGGGCCACCGCGCGGGGCAUCGUCACGCUCGACCCCGCCGCCGCCGUCAAGAUGGCCGGCAUGGGCCGCAAGCGGAAGCGAGCGGACGAGGAGGCUGCCGAGGCCCGUCGGGAGCUCGAGGCCCGGCUGCCCGAGAUCUGGACGCGCAAGCUGCACCGCAGCGGAGCCACUGCCGUGGCGCUCCUCGCCGACGAAAAGUCGGUUCAACUCGUUCUCAAGGCCGUCGCUAAGACGGCCCGCACCCAAAAGUACCCCGUAUGGGGCGAGGGCGUCCCCACGGGUGCGCCUUCCCUCGGCGCGCCCUGGCUGCAGGCGCACCUGACGCUGACGCGGGCGGACAAGGUCGAGACCCAGCGUGCCGUGCACGCCUUCUUCGAGGCGUACAAUGCGCGGGAGAAUGAAGCGGCCGAGGCCGCCAAGAGGCUGCGCAACGAGCCGGACGAGGAUGGCUUCGUGACGGUGACGCGCGGCGGACGCACGGCGCCGGCGACCCAGAGCUCGGCCGAAGAGGCCAGGGCCAAGAUGCUCGAGAAGGAGGCGCGCAAGAAGGAGGAGAUGAAGGGCUUCUACAGGUUCCAGCUCAGGGAGAUGAGGAAGGACGAGCAGUCCAAGAUGCUGAGGAGAUUCCAGGAGGACAGGAAGAGGGUGGAGUCGAUGAAGGAGAAGAGGGGCCGGUUCAAGCCGGAGACGUAG